Molecule: messenger RNA, 822 nt
Organism: Penicillium argentinense
Lineage: Eukaryota; Fungi; Ascomycota; Eurotiomycetes; Eurotiales; Aspergillaceae
Exons: 2
Coding region: 1-822 (273 amino acids)
Source: RefSeq, a predicted model, not a curated record
AUGCUGGCUCCGAAUUUCCAGUUCACUGUCCCGACCGUCCCUCCCGUAGAAGAGGCCCCCACCUACUCUCCGGACCAGGUCCCCUCAUGCGGCGGACAUGGCACACUGGAGAUACUCGAGGUAACGCGGUUUCUGGAAGCGCAUGGGAUCGAAUGCUGCGUCGUAGGCGUGUCGGCGCUGAUAUUCUACGGUGCUGGGCGGGUUCGAGAUGAAUGGGAGCUCUGCGUCCCCGACGACAAGGUCCGUGAGGCCGUGUCUUUGCUUGCGUCCGGUUCCCUCGACAGAAUCCACCCCGUUCCUCCCCUCGCUAUACCGCAUCCUUCCUCGCUAUCGCACACCUACCACCGUUUCAAAGGGAAAGGCAUCCACUUCUACUUUAUUCUCGUCCCGGCCCAUGACGCUCAUAUCCCCGCCGCGCCCUUUCGUAUCCAGCGCAGCAUGAACGGGAUACCCUACCCGACAUUACAGGUGUUGAUGCAGAGCUUCCUGGAUACGAAUGACGAUGUCUCGCUGUGCGAUUGUAUUGACGGGUCGAAUGUGUCGGAGGAGUGGGGACGGCGGUACCUAGAUUUGGAGGGCAGUAAUGAUCUGGAAUGGGCGAAUCGGAUGAAUCAGCGGGCGAAAGAAGCUGCUCAAGGGAAAGGGUGGCUGUUUGUGCAUUAUUUCCCGACACAACGCAUCAAUCGACGAGAAAAAUGGGAGUCGCGGGUUCGCAGUAAGAAAGGCAGACUUGGCUGGACGACCCCGGACUCAUUAUUUGAUACACGAUUCCGUCUGAAGGGCUCGCCCGACCCGUGGACGCAGAAACUCAUGUCAUGCUAG